Messenger RNA from Trachemys scripta elegans, 3272 nucleotides. RefSeq names its product solute carrier family 12 member 9 (gene SLC12A9). The coding region runs from base 63 to 2702 and encodes 879 amino acids. The record is from RefSeq and is a predicted model, not a curated record. Gene Ontology annotation, molecular function: potassium:chloride symporter activity. Lineage: Eukaryota; Metazoa; Chordata; Testudines; Emydidae. The transcript is spliced from 13 exons. Gene Ontology annotation, biological process: potassium ion homeostasis; potassium ion import across plasma membrane; chloride ion homeostasis. Gene Ontology annotation, cellular component: membrane.
CCGACUCCCCGAGGUGGCCGGGCCGGGCCGGGCUGGGCGCUGGGUUCGGGCCGGGCGGCGCCAUGGCGGGCUCGGAGCGGAGCCCCCUGCUCACCUACCGCCUGUGCAGCAGCACCUCGGUGGAGGAGCCCCGGCCGGGGCCGGCGCCGGGCUCCCGCAAGCUGCGCACCUUCCUGGGCGUGGUGGUGCCCACCCUGCUCUCCAUGUUCAGCGUGGUGCUGUUCCUGCGGCUCGGGUUUGUGGUGGGCCAGGCCGGCUUGUACGAGGCGCUGGGCAUGUUCGUGGUGGCCUAUGUCAUCAUUGGCAUGACGGUGCUGUCGGUGUGCGCCAUCUCCACCAACGGGGCGCUGGACGCCGGCGGAGCCUACUACAUGAUCAGCCGCGCGCUCGGCCCCGAGUUCGGGGGCAGCAUCGGGAUCAUGUUCUUCUUGGCCAACGUCUGCGGCAGUGCCCUGUACAUCCUGGGGCUGGUGGAGGCCAUUAUCGACAUCUUCGGCGUCCCGCUGGGUCAGACCACAGGCAGCAGCUUCCAGGUCCUGCCCCGCAGCUACUGGUACGAGCUGCUGUAUGGCACGGCCCUGCUGCUGGUCUGCCUGCUGGUCUGCCUGGUGGGUGCCUCCAUCUACGCCAAGGCCACCUUCCUCAUCUUCCUCAUCGUCAUGCUGGUGCUGGUCACUGUCUUCGUCAGCUUCUUUGCUGUGGGUCCCACCGUGGUGCCGCUGCUGCUGCCGGAGGGCAACGGCUCACUCGCCAUCAAUGGCACCUUCACCGGCUUCCGGCUUGACACCCUGCGGGGCAACCUGGCAGCCGCCUACAGCGUGGACUACACCACGGGGCGCCUGAUGAGCUUCAGCACCGUCUUCGCCGUCAUGUUCAACGGCUGCACCGGCAUCAUGGCCGGCUCCAACAUGUCGGGGGAUCUGAAACGCCCCAGCUACUCCAUCCCCAGAGGCACCAUCGCCGCCGUGCUCUUCACCUACCUCAUCUACAACCUGCUGGCCAUCACGCUGUGCUGCACCUGCGACAGGAUCCUGCUCCAGAAGGACUACGGCUUCCUGCGGGACAUCAACGUCUGGCCUCCCUUUGUCAUCAUUGGCAUCUACUCGUCCACCCUCUCAGCCUCCAUGAGCAACCUGAUCGGAGCCUCCCGCAUCCUCUACGCCCUGGCCAAGGACGACAUCUUCGGCAGAGCUCUGGCGCCGGCAAAGAGAACCUCCCGCGGUGGGAACCCCUGGGUGGCCGUGAUCCUCUCCUGGGUGGUGGUGCAGCUGGUGCUGUUCUCCGGGAAGCUGAACACCAUCGCCGCCAUUGUGACCAUCUUCUUCCUGCUGGUCUACGCCACCGUCGACCUGGCCUGCCUGGCCCUCGAGUGGGCAUCGGCCCCCAACUUCAGGCCCACGUUCCAGUACUUCACCUGGCACACCUGCGUGCUAGGCAUCCUGGGCUGCGGCGUCAUGAUGUUCCUCAUUAGCCCCAUCUACGCCUCGGCCAGCGUGGCCUUCAUGCUGCUGCUGCUGCUGGCCCUGCACUACCUGUCCCCGAGCAGCAGCUGGGGUUACAUCAGCCAGGCCCUCAUCUUCCACCAGGUCCGGAAGUAUCUGCUGAUGCUGGACGUCCGUAAGGAGCACGUCAAGUUCUGGCGCCCCCAGAUGCUGCUGAUGGUGCAGAACCCCCGGUCCAGCGUCCAGCUGAUCAGCUUCAUCAACGACCUGAAGAAGAGCGGCCUGUACGUGCUGGGCCACGUGGAGCUGGCGGAGUUAGACUCCCUGCCCUCGGACCCCCUGCAGCCCCAGGCCGAUUCCUGGCUCCUGCUGGUCGACAGGCUGAACAUCAAAGCCUUUGUGAAUCUCACGCUGGCCGACUCGCUGAGACACGGCGUCCAGCAGCUGCUCUUCAUCUCCGGCCUGGGUGGCAUGAGGCCCAACACCAUCGUGCUGGGCUUCUACGACGGCGCCGCGCCCCGGGACGGGCUGGCGCAGCACCCGGCCUUCGAGGGCGGCGAGGAGGUGGCGCAGCUGAUCUUCCCGCCGGUGCGGGGGGCCGCAGCCCCCAGGAGGCUGUCGCCCCAGGAGUACGUGGCUGUGGUGGCCGAUGCGGUGAAGAUGCUGCGGAACGUGAUGCUGGCUCGCUCCUUCGAGCACUUCGACAAGGCGCGGGCGCCCUCCAUCGACGUCUGGCCCCUCAACCUGCUGCGCCCCGACAGCGCCCGCUACGCCGACACCUGCAGCCUCUUCCUGCUGCAGAUGGCCUGCGUGCUCAGCAUGGUACGCUCCUGGCGCCACGCCCAGCUCCGCCUCUUCCUGUGCGUGGAGACCGGGGCCAGGACCCGCGGGCAGGAGGACAAGCUGCGCCAGCUGCUGAAGGAGCUGCGUAUCCAGGCUUCCAUCCGCAUGGUGCCCUGGGACGCCGUGGUGGCCUUGCACUGGCAGAAGCAGCAGGAGCAGCGGGCCAGGCCGGCGGAGGCAGCCAUGAACUUCCCGGGCAAUGCCACCUGCAUCUCUGACGAAUACCUGAAAGCAGCCAACAGGCUGAUUCUGGAGCAGAGCCCCUCGCCCACCAUCCGCUUCCUCUACUUGCCCCGGCCCCCCGCCGACACCAACCUCUACCCUAGUUACCUGCACCAGCUGGAGCUGCUCACCCGGGACCUGGGCCCCACCCUGCUGGUGCACGGUGUCAGCGCCGUCACCAGCACCGAGCUCUAGCCCGGCCCGGCCCCCGGGCCUGGCACAGCAACGGGCCAGGGGACUGCGGUACUCGGCCCGGCCUCCCGGUCUGGAUUCUCUGGCAGAGAACCCCCCCAAGCUCUCCCCCCAUGCCGCCCUCACCCAGGGACUCCCUACACCGCCCCCGCGCUCACUCAGGCCUCCUGCACCCCCACUGCUGCUCUGCUAGUCACACCCGCAGCUGGUGCGUGUGGCUGGUAAUUGCCGGGACUCGGACUGCCCCAGCUGGAGAACCGGUCAGCCCCUGAGAAGCUUGGGCAGCGGCAGUGACGGGCACGGAGACUCCGGCCGGCCCUGGUGGUGACAGGCCGGUUGUCAGGAGACACAAGGAGCACGUGACGAACGCUCUGGAGUCUCCGCGUUCCCUGGCCGGCUGGGAUGUAGGGGGGCGUGGAGGGGAACAAGAGCUGGCAGGUAAAAUGGCCUCAGCCCAGCGUGGACGAUGGGCAGAGCCCGUGCCCUGAAGCUGCCAGUAACUUCAUUUGCACUGAAACGUGUUACUGAAAUAAAUCUGCCUUGGGAGGCUCCAGGCAGAGCCCUGGCCUGGGU